AUGCUCAAGUGGCAGCUCAUAACCAGGGACUUGGCCAGCAGGCAGCAGUUUCUGCAAAGCAGCUUGAGCCUUCCUAGCUCUGGAGUGGAGCAUUGUGCAGCGUCUGGCUGGGAGCCCUGGAAGGAAGUCAUGGCUCCCCCCUGCGGCAGCUUCGGUAGUAGCAGCAGCAAUGAAGCCUGGGGCUGGGACCGCCCAUCCAUCCCAUCACUCCCACUGCCCCGUGAGGCAGUCCACUCUGUGUCUGGGGAGGCCGCCAUGAGAAAAAGGAAGAGCUCUAUCCAGGUCAUGUUCCAGUGCCUGAGGAAGAGCUGUGGGAAGGUGCUGAGCACAGAGUCUGGGAUGCAGAGACACAUGUGCCUGGUGCACCUGGGGAGGCAGGCAGGGCCAGAGCAGAGUGAUGCUGAGGAAGACUGGUACUACAUGGACGUGCUGAGACCUGUGUCUCCAGUCUCCAUGCCACUCGCCUUUCCUCGUGUGAAGCCCCCAGCUCUUCCCAGCCUGUUACAGCUCUUAAUUUUGUCACCACCUCCCAAGCUCAGCUCUUAAGCUAUUCCAUAAGCACGCCACAGUGACCGUGCCUACCAGCCAGGUGAGGCCACAGGUGGAGAGUGAGGGCAGGGCUCCCAGCGCUCCAGAGAGAAACGUAACAGGGGUUGUGGUCCCUUCCAGAGCUGUCGGGCCUCCGUCUACUAGGAGCCACAGGCCUGAUGGGGCCUACAUACCAGCCCUGCC
Messenger RNA from Acomys russatus (golden spiny mouse), 732 nucleotides. RefSeq names its product SLC2A4 regulator (gene Slc2a4rg). NCBI's taxonomy places the organism in Eukaryota, Metazoa, Chordata, Mammalia, Rodentia, Muridae. Gene Ontology annotation, cellular component: nucleus. Gene Ontology annotation, molecular function: RNA polymerase II cis-regulatory region sequence-specific DNA binding; DNA-binding transcription factor activity. The record is from RefSeq and is a predicted model, not a curated record. Gene Ontology annotation, biological process: regulation of transcription by RNA polymerase II.